AUGAAACCACCCUUACCAUUUCAUUUUCAGGUCUUUGGUUUGUAUGAUUCAUUGACAUGGUCGAAACCGUCUCCUACUGAUACAUGGGAUUCUAUACUCCCCCGCAACAACUUUGGAUCCGCCUUCGCCUCUGGUUCCUCCGUCUCCGUCGUCGACUCUAGCUCUCUCCCCAGCUCGUUUCCACUAUCCCUCUCCCUCCUCCUCCCGGUGCCCUCUCCCCUUCGUCACUUCCGUCCGCUGGAUCCCUCUCCCCCGCGAUCUGCUCUCCACCGAGACCUCCGCCUCCCACCUUCUCCUCUCGCCGUUGCGAACCGCCACGUUUGCGUCACCGCCCUCGGGAGAUGUAACGUCGGUGGGAGUGGGAGGUUUCAGCAUCGGCGAAUUUUUCGAGCAGCUGUUCAACGCGGCGGAGCUAAUCGGAACCAACGGAAACAUUCACGGCCUCUCACAUCGCCGAAGCUCUCCUCUCACUCAUCCACCCAAAAUUCUAUUCCUUACAAUCUUCUACAAUUUAUCAGGGCAGUUGGUUCGUUUCUCGAAUUCACAAACAAUGGUGAGGAUGUGGUAUCUCUAGCGAAAGCGGAGGGAGACGAAGCGUCGAUUAAGUAA
Molecule: messenger RNA, 609 nt
Organism: Microthlaspi erraticum
Lineage: Eukaryota; Viridiplantae; Streptophyta; Magnoliopsida; Brassicales; Brassicaceae
Source: the annotation of a GenBank genome assembly